Messenger RNA from Dictyostelium purpureum, 174 nucleotides. RefSeq lists its product as uncharacterized. The record is from RefSeq and is a predicted model, not a curated record. Gene Ontology annotation, biological process: chromatin remodeling. The annotation marks the transcript as partial. NCBI's taxonomy places the organism in Eukaryota, Evosea, Eumycetozoa, Dictyosteliales, Dictyosteliaceae. The transcript has a single exon. Gene Ontology annotation, cellular component: Ino80 complex.
UAUCCAUUUAAAGACAACAAUUUUUCAUUUCAAGUUGAAAGUCUUAAGAAGCCAUAUAAAUCACUCAAACAACUUUUAGCCACCGAGCCCGUACCACCUUCACCAUUAUUCCCAACCUAUCAAAAUAUUGAAGUUUCUCAAACCCUACAACCCGUUAGAAAAUAUUGCGAUAUU